AUGGGAUCUACCCAGGAACUUCCAAUCAUUUGGCGUACUGAGAGCCUUGAGUCCGAGUACGAGCGAGCACGUGUAGGACGAGUUUUCAAUCAACGCCGACCUCGACGACAUCCACGUGCAGUGGUAGAAGCCACAGAGGAAUCACAUAUUGUUGAGGCCGUUCGGCUUGCCAUCCAACAGCAAUGUCGUGUCUCAGUCCGCUCAGGAGGUCACAGUUGGGCUUCCUGGAGUGUCCGUGAUGACGCCAUCCUGAUUGACCUGGGGAAUUACCACCUCCUGGAGCUCGACGAAACCAAGGGGACCGUCACUGUGUCACCCAGCACCACAGGCCGAGUCCUCAAUGGGUAUUUGGCUCAGAAAGGUCUCAUGUUCGCGGGCGGCCACUGCCCUGACGUCGGCGUUGGGGGUUUCCUUCUGCAAGGAGGUAUGGGGUGGAAUUGCAAGAAUUGGGGCUGGGCAUGUGAGCAAGUUCUGGCCAUCGACGCCGUCAAUGCCCAAGGAGACCUGGUCCAUUGCAAUGCCACCGAAAAUCCCGAGCUGUUUUGGUGUGCUCGAGGGGCUGGCCCUGGAUUUCCUGCUGUGGUCACCAAGUUUCAUCUUCGUGUGAAGCCAUCAUACUCAAACAUACUGUCUACCACCUUGGUCUACCCCAUGUCACACUAUCGAGUCGUCAUGGACUGGAUAGUCAAAAUCUCGCCGGAAUUCGAUGCCGAUACAGAGAUCGUGGCGGUGGGAGCAACAGCUCCUCCGGAGGUGGGCACACGCAAACCGUGCAUCAUACCCCUAUUUGUGACCUUCAAGAACUCAGACGAAGAGGCACGCGCAGCUCUGGAACAAGCAAACCGGAGCCGACCAGAAGGCGCUCUCCUCGAGUUGAUCAAUCAACCGACCAGUCUGGCGAACGAGUACAAGAAGCAAACAGCGGCCAACCCGGAGAAUCACCGUUACUGUGCAGAGAAUGCGUAUAUUAGCAACGAUGAGAAUGUGGCAGCCGUGUUAGAGGAAGCCUUCACCACGUUACCGCAUCCCAAAGCGUUUUCCCUCUGGUACUCGAUGAAUCCAUGUAGCAGGAGGGAUCUGCCAGACAUGGCUCUGAGCAUGCAAAGCGAUCAUUAUUUUGCUCUGUAUACCGUCUGGGAACACGAGUCCGAUGAUGACCGAUGUCAGGCAUGGGUGAAAGACAUCAUGCGAAAAGUCGAGAGGCACAGUGAUGGGGCGUAUUUGGGCGACUCGGAUUUCCAAGUUCGUCGCACUAAGUUUUGGGCCGAUGAAAAUGCGACGAGGUUGAUGGAACUGCGACGCAAACUGGAUCCUGAUGGCGUAAUCUGUGGAUAUUUGGAUGUUGAUGAUGCCUCGGGCGUCGGGGGAUUGGCCAACGAACAUGAAUGGAAAGGAAAGUUGUAG
Molecule: messenger RNA, 1404 nt
Organism: Rhinocladiella mackenziei CBS 650.93
Lineage: Eukaryota; Fungi; Ascomycota; Eurotiomycetes; Chaetothyriales; Herpotrichiellaceae
Exons: 1
Coding region: 1-1404 (467 amino acids)
Molecular function (GO): FAD binding
Source: RefSeq, a predicted model, not a curated record